Gadus morhua (Atlantic cod) is the source of this 1404-nucleotide messenger RNA. RefSeq names its product biogenesis of lysosomal organelles complex-1, subunit 6, pallidin (gene bloc1s6). Bases 138 to 656 code for a protein of 172 amino acids. The record is from RefSeq and is a predicted model, not a curated record. Gene Ontology annotation, cellular component: transport vesicle; BLOC-1 complex. NCBI's taxonomy places the organism in Eukaryota, Metazoa, Chordata, Actinopteri, Gadiformes, Gadidae. The transcript is spliced from 6 exons. Gene Ontology annotation, biological process: intracellular transport.
GAGGUCACGUGAGUGGAGGCCAGCAGUCACGUGAGUGGAGGCCAGCAGUCAUGUGAGUGGAGGCCAGCAGUCACAUGAUGUCAAUCCACCGCUAAUGUCAAUAUUCAACAAGGUUUUACAAACCGCCAGGGUUAAGCAUGGAAGAAGAGGCGAGGGAAGAUGACAGUCCCCAAACCCAGAGGGAACCUUCUUGUAACGAUCUCAAGCAAUCAUCUCAAGAUUUGCCAGUUCCAAACGAACCAGUUGCCAUGGAAGAGGUGGUAAUAAUCGACAAAAAAGCUGUAGAAAAACUCACAGAAGGCCUACUAUCCCACUACCUUCCUGAUCUACAAAACUCCAAAUUAGCUCUACAAGAGCUUACACAGAACCAAGUAGUCCUUCUAGAUACACUGGAUCAGGAAGUCACCAAGUUCAGAGAAUGCAACAGUCUUCUAGACCUAAACUCACUGUUUACAGAGGCUAAGGUUUAUCACACCAAGCUUGUGACCAUACGGAAAGAGAUGCUUAUGCUCCAUGAGAAGACCACCAAACUAAAGAAACGGGCGUUGAAGCUGCAGCAGCAGAAGCAGAAGGAAGCCCUGGAAAAAGAGCAGCAACGCGAGAGAGAGCUGGAGAGGGAGAGACAGCUCGUCGCCAAACCCGCCAGAAGAACAUAGUGGCACGACCGCCGCUGCCGGCACGCCAAUGGUGCUGAUGCUUUACCUGUCCAGCUGCAUUACCUGUCUGUCUGCGAGAAACGCACCAAACCAAAGACACAGACUGAAUCCUAGAAUGCUGGUUCAUCUCCGGUCGGUGUCCGAUGACAUGCAGCCCCGAACGUACUCACAGCUUCCAACAUGGUGUGGUUGAAAUUACACAGACUGGCAGUCCAUUACCAGAUAAAUCACUGCAAAUCCCCUUGAGGAAUCACUGCAAUCAACGUUGUAUAUAUGUUUUUUUUUUAUAAGACAAAAUGUUAGGUGUUAACUGAACUAUGCUUUAUGGGUCGACAUGGCACCCGUGUUCUGUUGGUGUAAGUCUGUGCAUUUUAGGUCAGGUAGGUCUAUCUUGAUUCUGAAUGAUCCAUUUUGGUAUAGGGUGGGAUUCGGUUCAAAUGUUGUGUUGGGGUUGUCUUAUACUCUAAAUGUAUAGCAUGUCUUACAAAUAGUUGUGCUGCACUGUUAAGCACUUAAGCUUACAACAUGUUUAUACCAAUUGUAUUAAAAUCCAAGCAUAUCAGUAAUGCCCUAGUGCAUUACGAGGAUAUUUAUUCAACAUGUUUUAGUGCCACAACUCUUCAUGAAGGGUGUUUGUGCCUACUAUAGCAAAGCAUUUGCUGUACACUUGCGUCCUAUACAUUCAUGUAAAACAAUAACACAUACUUACAAAUUUACUAAUUAAUAAACUGUUUUAUGGUUUUGUUUA